This is a messenger RNA of Linum trigynum, 2558 nucleotides long. The record is from the annotation of a GenBank genome assembly. Lineage: Eukaryota; Viridiplantae; Streptophyta; Magnoliopsida; Malpighiales; Linaceae.
CCGAAUUAGCUAGCCAAACAGGCUUUUUUAGAAAUAAAAUAAAAAUCCCCUCUUUUUUUUCCCUCUCUCUAGAUUCCUUCUUCUUCCACACUGAACUCAGAAGUUACAAAAAUGGCGAUUACUGCAGCAACCGGAUCCUCAAGACGGCAAACACCCGGAGGAUCGGUCAACCGGUCCUACUCCCAGUCCGGCGGCAGAUUCAGCCUCUCGCCGUAUCAGUCCUCUACAACAAACGGCUUCGCUUCAUCCAGCUCCAGCUUCGCGACCCGCUCCUCCACCUUCUUCGCCGGGAACGAAAUCAGAUCCGCUUCACCGCCGCGAGUCAGCAUGUCUGGCCAAUCCAUGUCGGCCUCCGCCGUCCGAUUCUCCCUCGACGGGUCGGUCUCUCCCAACCGGUCGAUUUCCACCGUCAGCCCCUCCCGGAGCCGGACGCAGGUGGUGAGGAAGCAGCCGGGUCCCAAGAAGACGUGUAUGUGCUCGCCGACGAACCACCCCGGGUCCUUCCGCUGCAGCCUCCACAAGAACCAGAACGCGCCGGCGCACGCGCCGAACAACCGCCUCAACGCGCGCAGAUCCGCGAUGACGAACUCGCUGGUGAGGAUCUGCGGCGUGGAAGGGGAUCUGGUGAAGCGAGCGCUUGCGGCUUUGAUCCGGCCGAGCUCCCACCAGCAGAGGCGCCGCGCGGGGUUCCAGUCCCGGCCGAGCCGGCUCAGAUCCAUGUCCAAGGUUGAAUCGUAACGGUUUUUUGGAAAACGAGAGAAUUACUCGAAACUCUCUUUACUUGGUCUUCCAAAAUUUUUUCCCCCUGCGACGGAGGGCUCAGAUCUGCGGUCAAAGCCGGUUUGACUGAAGACGUCGGGGAAGAAACUGCCUGGAAACAUUCCAUCUAGCCUGUAACUCCGGUGACCGGGAAAAAUAGUGUAUAUAGAAAGAAAGCCUAUAUGAUGAAAAAGUUAUAUAUUCUAAUUUGCCGCCAUCAAUGGCGAAAGUUUUGGUAACCAUAAUUAGGGAUCUCGGUCUUGGAACGAUGCUUGGCUAACUCCAAAUUCGAUGCUAAUUCCUCAUCGCCGUCGCCGUGAUUCCCGUGUAGUGUGUUUCCGGUUGUGAUUGCUCCGUUCGCCGUUCAGGCGUCCUCCGUCGCCCGUCCCUUUCAGUUGGUGAGUUCCGUUCUGUAUGUUGAUUGAUUCCUUUAUUUAUUGUAUUAAUUAAUUUUAUCGUUUUUACUUCGGUUUUACCGCCUUGCAGGUGCGGUUAUUGGUCUGAUUAAAGCUGGAAUCGGUGGUUAUGGAGCCAAAAUGGUGAUUAUUGGUUGAUCUGUUUAUCAGUGGUUCCUGGUUGGACCCGAACUCUGAUUGGAUUACAGCAAUGAACCGAACAUUGGAUUCACCAGACGACCGGAAACCUGGACGUUACCAUGGGCAAAAUUUUCAACUAGGUCAAGGACGGAAAUUGAAAUUGAGGAAAAUUGGGAAAAUUAUUUGAAGAUGACUGGGAAUAAAGUGAGAAAUUAGGUUGGAAAACAAAUUUAAUUAAUGGAGUUUCAUAAUUUAAUUAAUUGGUCAAUGGCUCAUUUUAAGGAGGAGGUUGUCCAUAGUUUUGAAGUGGACCUUUUUUUUUCUAGUAAAAGGAAACGUACAAAGCCAGGCUGGUGAGAGGAUUGAUCGGAGUAUAAUAAGCAAGGGAUAAGUUCCACCCAAUGGAAAGAUUUAUGAGUUUUGAUAACCUCAAGGAUGAUUUGAAUCAUGAAACGAUUAACAGUGGACUGAUCAUUACGUAGGACGUAUUUGUGGUAAGAUUACUAGAACAUCGUAACGUCGUAGUCGUAACGAAAUGCUGAUACAUGCGUUUGAUGGUUUUCAAUUUAUGUUCUUAAUUGUUGUUCACUGUUGUAUAAUCAGAAAUCGAGAUCGUAUUGAGAUAACUUUUGAUCAUUCAAAUGACUUAUUGAGAGUUACUGUCGCCGCAAUUUGAUCAUAUAAUUGGGUGAUCUACUGACUAAUUAGAUUUUAGUACGUGGGGUUGCUUGCCAAGUUGGGCAGCUGCCUGUCACUACCAGGAGCGGUAUUGGGAAUGUGAUGUGUCAUAUCAUCUCAACAUCCAUUACUGCUCUUUUUUCCUUUCUUCUUCUUCUUCUUCCUGUGAAAUAAAUGAGGGUGAAGAGGACUUUGGAAAAACCGUCGACAUGGAAUGGAAAAAGGGUUAAGAGCGGAAGAACAAGAAAGAGCUAGUGGUUUCCAUGGUGUAAGAAGCUCACUACGUGAUUAGUUAUGCGAUGGAAACGUGUUGAUGAAAGUAUCAACGAAAAUUUAUCUAUUUCCUCUCUCAUAGAAGUAGGAAGAGUCGGGACCAAAUGCAAUAAAAAAAAACAUCGUGAUAUAAUACACUCUUUGAACCUUCUCUUAUUAACAUAAAAAUAAAAACGACGAUAGUCUUCUUUCUCUGAUGUAAAUCUCUUUGAGUCUUUUAACAAGAUUCAAUACUAUCUUCGCAAUACUUAACUCUGCACUUCUUCAGGUUGUUUUGUUGGUCUGUAAAUUCAAAAAAUUUAUAGUUCACGU